This is a messenger RNA of Dioszegia hungarica, 834 nucleotides long. Its product is annotated as putative Pirin domain protein. The coding region runs from base 1 to 834 and encodes 277 amino acids. The transcript is spliced from 6 exons. NCBI's taxonomy places the organism in Eukaryota, Fungi, Basidiomycota, Tremellomycetes, Tremellales, Bulleribasidiaceae. The record is from RefSeq and is a predicted model, not a curated record.
AUGUCCAAGGUCGACUUCAAGUUCCGUCCGUCCGAGACGAGGGGUGGGGCGGACCAUGGAUGGUUGAAGACAUUCCACACGUUCUCUUUUGCGAGCUACUAUGAUCCCAAGUAUGAGAGCUUUGGCGCGUUGAGGGUGAUCAACGAGGACCGAGUUGCUCCCAAGACCGGUUUCCCCACUCACCCGCACCGCGAAGCCGAGAUUUUCAGCUACAUCAUCUCCGGCGAGCUGUCCCAUAAGGACUCGAUGGGGAACGUCGAGACGAUGAAGAGGGGGGAUGUGCAGAUGACGAGCGGGGGUACGGGGAUUGCGCAUUCAGAGUAUAAUGAUCACAAGUCAAAAGCAUGCCACUUCCUCCAAAUCUGGGCUCUCCCAAACCAGAGCGGUCUGACGCCAAAAUACUACGCUCGGCACUUUACAGAUGAGCAGAAGAAGGACAAAAUCUGCGAGAUUGUAGCGCCGGUAGGUGCGGCCGGCGUAGUGGAUGAGCGGGAAGGCGAUGGUCCGACUCCCGUCCACGCAAAUCUCUACUUCCUCACCUCCCUCUUAUCGCCCUCCGUCCCCCUCACCCACAUCCUCCGACCCCGGACCUCGCGCUCCGGCUCCGGCGCCGCCGGAAAGCUGUUCUACGCUCAGCUCGUCCAGACUUCAGGAUACAAUACGGGGCCUGCCCAAGGCAAAGCGCAGAUCAGGGUGGAGAUACAAGGGAAGGAGGCGGUUUUGGGGGAAGGAGACGGGGUGUUUGUCAAGGGUGUACAGGAGGGGAUGCGGGUGGGGUUGGAGAAUGUGGGGACGGGGGUGGGGGAGUUGGUCUUCUUUGAGAUUGAUGCCUGA